AUGACUCUAGCUGUAGAUGCAUUAGACUUGGUCCAACAUAUUCGAAGAGCAGAGGAAGCCGGCGAGUCCCCUCCAUAUGCUACCAGCGCAAUCCUGCAGGAGAUCAACUCCAUCAAAGAAGUUCUCAACCGUCAACCCGCAUCAGACCAGAGCAUAUCACUUCACAAGCUCGCCGGGUUCCUCAGCUUUCUUCGGACCUUCAUCGACAAUCAGUCCACCACAGUCUCGGCAUCAGACAUGGCGAGACUAACCGUGACCGCCGACCACGCCGGCUCUUCAACCUACUCCAUGUCCGCACCAAGCGUAGACGGAGACCCAAAUCCAUACCCUGGCCUCCUCGCGCCCGCUCCCGCCCACGUCAUAUUCCGUCAUGUCGGCAAGAUCACAAUGAACAUGGAAAAAGAACCCGUCGACAUCCGCUUCACCUCCGUGUUGGACCCGACCUCCUUCGCCGUCUCCAACUUCUUUAAAGACAUCAGCCUCUUCGACGCCGCCUCCGGACAACGCAGAAGCACCAUCAAAGUCAAGGGGACACACAUGGUUUUCUCACCGCUGAUGGAUCUAGUCGCUGUAACGACGGAGCAUCACGAUGAAUACGUGAACCGGUUCCCCAAGACGAUCCUGACGUCGCAUGACAUGAUCCAUUUCGAGAGGCCGGCCCUAUACGUCGUCGACUGGGUUAACGACAACAGCCCCUACGCGCGCAAGUUCAUCCUACAGUGGCACGGCAUUCGUGCCUAUUCCUUCAGCCCCGACGGUCAGCUUCUAGCAAUCAAGGGAGUGCGCAACCGCGUUGAGAUCAUCACAGCCGCCAAGGGGCAAGGGUACAGCGUCAUCCGCAGCCACACGGACGAGGUCACGCAAGCGGAGUGGACGGCGGACUGCACCAGGCUCGUCACCGCGUCCAAGGACGGGACGCUGAGGGUCACGAAUGUCGAGACUGGCCGGAACAUUGCCAAGAUUGAGAUGGAGGACUGGAGGAAUCCGCUCCGGCUCGCAGUGAGCCCGACGGGAGUGAUUGCAUCAAUUUGGGGCAGGACAGUGACAAUAUGGGACUACGGGAGCGGCGCGAUGAACAGUUACAACCUCGAGACGGCCAAGGGAAGCGAGGGUACUCCGUUAGCGAUUUCACCUGACCUGCGAUGGGUUGCGUACCGGUCAGAUGAUGGCGCUGAUGUCACUGACCUGGCGACCGGAAGGGUGGUCUACUCGGCCACGUUGGAGUCGGGGUUCGCGGUGUCGGCUGCUUUCUCUGGUAACGGGCAGUACAUGGUCGUCGGGCGGUGUUUGCAUGGACAUCAUGCCAGGAACGAUUCCGGUAUCCUCAAUGUAUGGGAGAUUCAGGUUUGA
Messenger RNA from Colletotrichum godetiae, 1350 nucleotides. Its product is annotated as ribosome assembly protein 4. Gene Ontology annotation, molecular function: protein binding. The transcript has 2 exons. The record is from RefSeq and is a predicted model, not a curated record. The coding region runs from base 1 to 1350 and encodes 449 amino acids. NCBI's taxonomy places the organism in Eukaryota, Fungi, Ascomycota, Sordariomycetes, Glomerellales, Glomerellaceae.